Messenger RNA from Selaginella moellendorffii, 2993 nucleotides. RefSeq names its product filament-like plant protein 4. Lineage: Eukaryota; Viridiplantae; Streptophyta; Lycopodiopsida; Selaginellales; Selaginellaceae. The transcript is spliced from 6 exons. The coding region runs from base 501 to 2876 and encodes 791 amino acids. The record is from RefSeq and is a predicted model, not a curated record.
AUUUAAAGAAAAGCCCGCUAACAAACCGAAAGUAUUGUCUGGGAAGGAAAGAAUACCUCCAUAAUGUAGUCGUCUACGUAGUUUUACCUUUUUCUACGUUUUAGCGCAAAGUGAAAAAGGAAGGAGGCGAUUUAUUUUGAUCCUUCUCUCGUGUGUCUAGUCUGUGUUGAGUGUUGGCAUCCCUGCGCUUGAGUCGGCGCUUUGCCUGCUCCCCCUGUGCCCUACCCUCCCUUUCCACAGCACGGGCAGCGCCUCGGAUUCCUCACGGAUGAUCGCUUUCCAGCCGCUGGAGGAGGCGCAGCAUCGCUAGCGCCAGGGCCAGCGCGGCGACAGCAGCAGCAGCAGUGAGCGCGCCAGCGGCAGCGAUCUAAUCGCGACGAGGCUAUCGGCAUUGGAUUGGAGCGCGCCCGCGCUUAUGAUCGUCCCUCUUCUCAGCCUGGGAGAAUGUAUGAGUAGCAAGGGGCGGGAGCUCGAGGGCUUUGCGAAUUCGAGGGUGUGCAAUGGAUCGCCGGAGCUGGCCUUGGAAGAAAAAGUCCUCGGAAUCCAAAACUCACGACCUUCCUUUGGAGUCGUCGACUGUUAUCUCCUCACGGAGCCAUCAGUACCACGAUGAGCAGUACCAGCAGGCGACGAGGAGCUUUCUCGAAAAGCCCGUAGAUGAUCCCGCUGUUGCUCUCCAGCACUGCCAGGAGAAAUCCAGGAUCUUGAGUGAGAAAUUGUCUCUCGCUCUCACGGAAAUCACUUCAAAGGAUAACUUGGUCAAGCAGCAUGCAAAAGUGGCUGAAGAAGCAGUCUCAGGUUGGGAAAAAGCUGAGACCGAGGCGGCCAACUUGAAGAAGCAGCUGGACGCCUCAACGCAGAAAAAUGUGUCUUUGGAGAACCGGCUGGCGCACUUAGAUGGGGCACUCAAGGAAUGCAUGCGCGAGCUGAGAAGCGUCCGUGAGGAGCACGAACAAAAGCUACAGGAAACGCUGGUUAAGAAGGCCAAGGAGUGGGAAAAGGUGAGACAGGAAAUGGAGGCCAAGCUUGCGGCUGCAAACGACAGGGCUAUCGAAUCGGAGGCACAGAAGCAUGCGCUGAACAGGUCUCUCCAAGAGCGCGCCAAGGCCAUCUCCGAGCUAACCGAGGCAAAAGCUCGCGCGGAAGUACAAGCCAAUGUAACGCAAGUCCAACGGGAAGAGGUCGAGAAAGCUUGCGCUGCACUCAAGUACGAAGUCCAGGUUCUAACGAAAGAGGUCGAGAUACGCAACGACGAGAAGGAUUACAACAAGAAGAUGGCCGACGUAGUGAGCAAGCAGCAACUGGAAAACGUCAAGAAAAUUGCCAAGCUAGAAGCUGAGUGCCAGAGGCUUAGGGGACUAGUACGGAAAAAACUACCAGGUCCGGCUGCUGUGGCGCAGAUGAGGCUGGAGGUUGACGGGAGCAUUAACUCGAGAUCAAAAUCCAUGGGAGCUAGAGUGCCAUCUCCCGUAGCCGCAGCGGAUUCUGGAGAGGAGGCUUGGCAGGCUGACAACAAAGAAAACGACGCGCUAUCGGGGCGACUGCUGGCUAUGGAGGAGGAAACUAAGAUGCUGAAAGAGGCCCUGACAAAGAAGAACCAGGAGCUCCAGUCGGCGCGGCUCAUGUGUGCGAAAACUGCGAGCAAGCUAUCCCUCGUUGAAGAGCAGCUGGAAAGAUCACAGGGACCAGCGGAAGCUGGUGGGACGAAAGCGAAGGCUAACAGCAACGGGAAUACGUCUGCCGAUAGCUGGGCAUCUGCUUUAGUAGCUCAGCUGGAACAGUUCAAGAAAGGAAAGGACGGCUCAUUGCACUCUGAAAAGCUUUUCGAGUCGUCAAACUUCGAUCUCAUGGACGAUUUCACUGAGAUGGAAAGGUUGGCAACGACUUCGUUCGAGAGCACGACGGAUUGCUCCGGCAACGUGGACGAGUCGGAUGGGGACGCUGAAUUCAACAACUGUAUCGUGCUGCAAGAUGACAACGCCAAGCUCAAGGCCGAGAAGGGAAGCAUGGAGCAGGAGCUGAGCUCGGCCAACGAGCGGAUCGAGCGGCUCAAGGCGCAGCUGUCCGAGUCCGAGCAGCUCGUGUCAACUUUACGUGUGCAGCUUGCGUCCAUGGAAGAGUCCAAGCAACUGGCCGAGAAUCAGCUGGCAGCGAUGGCUAACGUGAAAGACGAGCUGGAAUCGAAAGUCCGGGCUUCGUGCGCAGAGAUGGGACAUUUACAGGAAAAGAUUCUGGCUCUAGAGAACGAGCUCCAAGAGCAACGACAACGGCAUGAGCAAGUAAUGAGCAGCGUACAAUCGCACGUCUCACAGGGAGGAGCUUCCGAAAACUCUGAUCCCGGGCGUUUGCAAGAACGAGAGAUUGCGGCAGCCGCUGAAAAGCUGGCCGACUGCCAACGAACUAUCAUGGCCCUGGGAAAGCAGCUCCACUCGCUCUCGGUUCCGACGGGCUCGUCCUCCAAGGGAUCCCUCGAUUUUUCCGAGACGUCCAUGUCACCAGCGGACGCAAGCCAUCAUCAGCGUCGGCCGGAGGAGUCUUUCGCUCUAAAGCCCGAAGCAAUCCACUCGGAGAGCGAUGACGAGGAGCUCCAAUGGAAAGUCCAACGCUCGGCCAGUGACAUGAGUCGGCUCAGGAGCGUUGCUCGAGAGAACAUCCGGAGGCAGGAAAUCUACUGGAGCUCUGCCUUGUCGCCGGAGGCUGCGGCAUCGUCGCUCGAUAGCAGCAACAGCAGCACCACCACCACCAACGGUGAGAAGCAGCAAAGCCAGAGGAAGCUGAGCCAGGAUGGAGAUUUCUUCGCGUGCUCGCCGGCGUCUGCUUACUCCAAGAACUCGGGAUUCAGCAGGUUUUUCCAUCGCAGAGCGAGCCUUCACUGAAGCUAGAGGCUGUACGAUAGUGGAGUUUUGAAGCUGUGUAAAAAAGAUGGUAAUAACUUCCCUUCGUUUAUCGGAAGACCGUCUUCCUUGCGUAAAGAAAGAUUUCUCUUUGCUGCU